AUGGGCCUUCGAAGGACGCAACAGCAAGGCCAUACGGUCAACACUAUCCGCGAUGCAAUGGCCGACCUGCAUGAGACAUAUCCGAACGCAGGAGCACGUGAAAUGGUCAACUUGCUAUUUUAUGAGCGUAGCCAGUACGGUCUUGGUCUCCAUACCGGCAUCAAGCUGUUUUCAGGUCACAUCAUGUGGAUUAGGGUAUGGCACUCAAACCGAAACCCACAGCUUAUCCUUAGUUAUUACCUUGACACGCUCGAGAAACUUGGACAUAUGCCUAUGGUCACCCAAAGUGACCCUGGAUCCGAAAAUUUUGGAAUUGUCAAUGCCCAUACCAUGCUCCACCAAUGGCAUGAUCCUGCCCUACAGGGUACCCUGCAGCACCGCUGGAUGCGGAGUAAGAAGAAUGUAAUGCCUGAGAUUACGUGGUCACAACUACGACGUCGUUUUAUGCCAGGAUUUGAAGCGCUUUUGGACCAUGGUGUCCUGUCAGGCUGGUAUGAUACUAACAAUACUCUCCAGCUGUGCAUCCAUUUUUUUUCAGCAGAGGAUUUCGGCAUGCUGGACUUCAAAAUCAAGGUGGAACACGAAGCACUGGACCAUGUGCGCAACAUUUACAUUACACCGUCUCACCCUGUCUUCGAUCUGGUGCCACGCCCCUUUGGUGACAGUGUCCAGCACUGCUAUGAUGAACUAGGAUGUCCGUUAGUCACGAGGCACACUGUCUGGGAGGUCUAUCUGCGCUUGCUUGGCAUGCUGCGCCGUGAUGAGAUACCACAUCAUAUUGACAAGCUUGGCAAUGUAGAGGAGGAUAUUGAUACACUACAGCUUCUAGAGGAUCACGAUGAGUUACCGUAUCGCGAGGAAAGUGACGGAACCUACUACAUGGGUGGAGUAGGCGGAGGUCUCGGACUUGGUAUCGAGCAUUUGAAUCACCUAGAGCGCCUCGCUCGUGAUGAGGAGCCCGAAAUCACUCUUAGUGUCGAUGAAAACGAUGGACUGGAUCAUGCAGGGUUGGUGGUGUGGGAGUUCUCUGAUGACAGUGGUUCAUCAGAUACUUCAGACGCUGACUGGUGA
Messenger RNA from Suillus bovinus, 1071 nucleotides. RefSeq lists its product as uncharacterized. NCBI's taxonomy places the organism in Eukaryota, Fungi, Basidiomycota, Agaricomycetes, Boletales, Suillaceae. The transcript is spliced from 6 exons. The record is from RefSeq and is a predicted model, not a curated record. Bases 1 to 1071 code for a protein of 356 amino acids.